Messenger RNA from Solea senegalensis (Senegalese sole), 3785 nucleotides. Its product is annotated as rho GTPase-activating protein 4-like. Gene Ontology annotation, biological process: signal transduction; negative regulation of cell migration. The record is from RefSeq and is a predicted model, not a curated record. The transcript has 22 exons. Bases 239 to 2815 code for a protein of 858 amino acids. Gene Ontology annotation, cellular component: cytoplasm. NCBI's taxonomy places the organism in Eukaryota, Metazoa, Chordata, Actinopteri, Pleuronectiformes, Soleidae.
ACAAUCACACACUGAAGCCUCAAACUGAAUGUGUGAGUGAGAUGAGGAGUGAGAAAGAGAGCGAGUGUCAGGGAAAUGAGUUCUACUCCACCCACAACCAUCCAUGUCCAAUGUGAGGGGGUGGUGAAACAGUUGAGUGCUUACUGUGCUAUUAACUGGCAUUAUUUGGUUUUCUCAAUCUGGAGAAGAGACUUGUCAAGACUGCUCCUCAUCAGAAUUUCACCCAGUUGGAGCAACAAUGAAUUCUCAUGUGAAACUUCGGAAGGAGAAGGUCGGUGUGGUGGAUUAUGAUACACAAAUCAAAGAGGUACGCUGCCAGCUUACAGACCAACUGAAGGUGUUGGACUUGCAACUUGAGCAGAAGACCCAGCAGCUGCAGGAUUUGACAGACUACCUGCGGCGGCGGGGUGAAAUUGAAAGCGAGUAUGCGCGGUCCCUGGAAAAACUCGCUGAAAGGUUUACGUCCAGAAUUAAGAGGAAGGAGACCAGCAGUCACUCUGUGUCAAAGGUCUGGCUGACUCUGCUUUCUCAGACACGCCAGGAAAGUAGGGACCAUAAUGGACUGAGUGAGAGUUGCUGCAACUUCCUCAUCCACCCCCUCACAUACUGUCUUGAGUACACACAACGCCUUGCUAAAAAGAGUAAAGAUGUCUGUUCUCAGCUACAGGAUGGUCUACUCAAGGGCACCACAGAGCUGCAGACUGCAUGGAGGACAUACUACCAGUACCACACAGAGUAUGUGUGUGCACAGGGAAAGCUGAAGGAGGCAGCGAAACUGGAGGAAAAGCAGAAGCAGAGUGCUGCGAAGAAACUGGAGAGGUUGAUAGAAAAAAGACAAGGUAAGGUUCAAGAGAUACACCUGAAAUGCAGCAAGGCCCGAAAUGACUACCUCAUAAACCUGGGUGCAGCCAAUGCCUCCAUGAAUAAGUACUACUUCCAAGACAUCUCUACUCUCAUUGAUUGUGCAGAUGUAGGCUACCACCUCUCUUUAGGCCGGGUGUUGCAGGCCUACAUGUCCAAACGGAGGCAGGCUCAGCAGAACUUGAGCACAGGGCUAAAGCAGCUUGAAGGGGCCAUGUCUGAACUGGACCAGAGCCACGACAGAGACACUUUCCUGCAGGACAACUACAACACCUUCUCUAUGCCCCUUCGUUUCACCUAUCAGCCCCAUGAUGGCGACCAGAUUUCUGAGGUCAGUGCAGAGAGUGAAAUGAGAUGUGAGCUGGAGACCAGAUUCAAACAGAUACAGACACGAAUGAAAGCGGUCACCCUGGAAACAGAGGAGGCCAGUAAGAAUAUGUUGGCAGCCCACUCUUCCCUGGUGGAGACUAUCGGUGACGAUGAUCUGGAGCCCAGCAGCUAUGGUAGUUCAUCUAAAGAAGGCAGCAUUGAAAAUCUCACCGUCAAGCCUAGUGUGGCCCGGCGCAGGGCCAACCUGCAGGAGAUAGAGAACAUGUACUUCACUAGAGUCAAAGAGUACCUGGUUGGCAGUUCCCUUGUAUCUAAACUGCAAGCCAAACAUGACCUGCUAAAAGUGGCUGUAGAAAAAGCUGAUGCUUCAAAUGGAUAUCAACCUAGACACGGUAGAAAGUCCAUGCGUGUCAGGAGGAAUCACUCGAGUACCAGUUUGACCCACAACCACAAGCUUUUCAAUGGAGACAUGAUGUCCUUCAUACAGGCCUCAGGACAACAGAUUCCAAUUGUUGUGGAAAGUUGUAUCUGCUUCAUAAACCUCAACGGUCUCCACCAUGAAGGGAUAUUUAGAGUGCCUGGGUCUCAGACGGAGGUCAACAACCUGAGGGAUGCAUUUGAGCGAGGACAAGACCCCCUGGCCGAGCAGACGUAUGACAUGGACUCUGUGGCUGGUGUGCUGAAACUUUACUUUAGAAGCCUGAACCAUCCCCUCUUCCCCAUCGACAGCACCAACCAACUCCUGGAGUAUGCUCAAAUCAAGAGCAAGGCGGAGAGAGCAGCUCAGCUCAAAACAGUCAUCGCUUCCUAUCCAGAGCCAGUCAUCGUUGUCAUGCGGUAUCUCUUUGCAUUCCUUUAUCAUGUGUCACAGUACAGUGACGAGAACAUGAUGCAGCCUUACAACCUGGCUGUGUGUUUCGGUCCCUCUCUAGUCAGAGUUGCUCAGGAAGAAGAUGCUGUGACCCUGCAGCCACAGAUCAACGCUCUGGUGACGAGCAUCAUCAUCCAGCACGAGAGCAUCUUCCCCAGUCAGAGUGAAGUUCAGGGUCCAGUGUAUGAGAAAUGCAUGACACUGGAACAGGACGACUGUGAGUCUCUUAUUGAAGAAGGAGAUGUAGAAGCAGAGUACAGUCAUGGCAAAGAUGAGUUGGAAACGUUUUCCUUAGCUGACAGCAGCACCAGCUUGUCUGCAGCACCAUCACAGACAAGCGAUGAACGUCCCAGAGACAGAGACAUCAGCAGCAGUUGCAGUUUUGAGAUCGAUCGAAACAGGUUAACGUGUUUAACAGCAGGGGGAGCCAUUGCACCAGGAAAGUUAAUGUUUCAGCGUCCUGUUGGGCCACAGUGCAGGCCGAGGAGGGCCCCGUCUCCAUUCUUGGUUCACAGACUGAUCCAGGAACACUCAUCUUCAGAGGAUGUUGGUGUUCAAGUAGACAAGGAGGUCUGUCGCCAGAUGGACUCGGUCUUCAAGGAACUCCUCUCUCGUCAAGUACCGCAGGAUCCCUCCUCCUCCUCCUCCACCACCUCCUCUCCCUCUGUCCAAGCUGCCCAAAGGAAAGGGAAGCGGGAUGGACGCAGGGGGAAAGGAGGGGGGCUUUUUAAAUCAGUAGAUCCACUGGACUGAGAGGCAUUAGUAGAUGACAUGAAAAGAGAGAGGGGAGGUUAUAAGUGAAAAGUGAAGUGUGUGGUGACGUGUUCUGACAGCAGCUUUCAGCACUUCUAUUUCUAGAAAACUGACACUGCUGACCCAGAGUCACUUCUGAACGCCCCGUGAUUUGCCUGGGCUUCUUUUCAUUUGAUGGCUCUCGCCUCGGAGGCAUUCUCAUUCGUGGUUUGUGCAGCAGAUCCCUGUUGUGAUGGAGCUGCAGCACAUUGUGUAAACUGUGGAUUACUUGAAUUGCACAGAUUUGUGUAGGUGUUGAUAUUCAACCAUUUCCAUUUCAAGCCAAUGUUUUUCAGUGAUCUUUUUUUUUUCAAGUGCAUAUAUGUGGUGGGUUGUUUUAUCUGAAAUAUAAGUGGUGAGCUGUCUUGGCCAGAUCUUCCUCAUAAAAGUGAUUUCUUUCUAGUUGACUUUCAAGUCAGCACUUGAACAUACUGUUGCACAAAUGUUCUUCAUAAAAUGUUUGUUUAUCAAAAUUUAAGAAGUAAAAAAGUGACUGUUGUAGCUGCAAAUACUGUAUAUUUAUUUGUAAGGAGUUGUUGACUAACAUAUGAUUCUCUGGAUAUCUGGGCUGCAAAAUAAAUAUGUUUUGCCCUCUUUUUUGUUUUUAAUUAGUCGCAAGACGAGGGAAGUUGUUUGAUCAUUUUGACUGUAGUCAUGCAGUUUCUAUUGCCACUGAACUUUAUUAGAAUUUACAGAUGGGUGUUUUUUUUUAAUCCAUCCCUUUUUAUGUCAAUGAGGUAAACAUUAGAGUUGAGACUGAUUAAUCAAGUAGAUUUUCUUUGCCAUUUUGUAAAAUAAUCAGAUUUAUCUAAUUAUUUAAGUAAUGAGCUAGAAUAAUUACUUAUUUAUGCAAGUUUACAUAUUUUUGUUAUCAGAAACAUGAUAAAUGCUGCCAAAUGUAUAUGUAACAAAAUAAAGUUUUAUGAUGUCA